CCUUUCUAUGAUAUCGGACACCAACAAACCAAGAGUGUCGACCAUGGAUUAAUUAUUCUUGAUCCGCUCGUUUCUCAGAGCAUUUGCUCUAGCUUGCUGAUGAAUCAUAAUUGUCUCAUGACCCCGAAGAACGGCCUAUCGACUUCUCCGAUGAGGUCCUGUGCGAGCGGCACUAAACGGAGAGCUUGCGAUGUUGUUCGGCGUUGCGACUGAUAUGAGCUUACGAUCUCCUGUUUCGUUGACCUGUACCACAACUUGGCGAGGAAGGACACCGGCAUCUCGUAUCCGGAUGAUCACGGAAGACGACAACACUUGUUGCAGGGCAACCAAUACUGUAAGGCAUACUGUAAGGCACUGUUUUCGACAUCUCGCUGCCGUUCCCCGCGAAAAGGCGUAACCACCGUGCGAAGUAGUUAUCUACCUUCCUACUGUCUUGCAUCUGUUGACCUCAUACGACCUGGACCUGACAAGCUGAACCGAACACGAAACGUUGCCACAAAUUAUCAUGGGAGUCGACCGACGCGUCGCGCGAACUGUAACUCAACGAUAGAUCCUGAGUGUAUCUCACGUUCCGCAGGCAUCCAGCUUGGUGGCUCAUUACGCUACAUCUAAUAGCUGCGCAUGACAUUUCAAACAUGUUUUCUGCGUUCCUGAUAUACUUAUGGCCGUCUCGGACCAUGUUCUUCCCGAGCUAUUCGUCACGGAGAUUCCAGAAUGUGGGCCUGAGUGGCUCAUCUUAGUCUGAUAAGAAUGUUCUAUUCAUGUUUCGUGGGUAGAUGCCGAAGGUAUGUCUGAAUCCUGACGAUAAAGUUGGCCCUAGGAACAAUGAGACUUGGGUAACAUGACUCUAGGGACGGGAGUGGACGAAGAUGGUCAAAGUGUUAGUUUUCCCACAGUUUCGGGGCACCUUGAUUUGCGCUAACUUUCGGUCCUGAUCCCGACCACCGUGGACGAAACGCUUGCUGAAAUAACUUUCUUACGUUGAUAGUAAACGAGACAGGAGAUAGAACAUUACUUUUGCACGAUACACCCGAUUCUUCGUUGCUUCCGACGCGAUUUGCUCAUCUCGAUGAGAUCAGCGCCCGCUGUGCCCCAUGUCAGGAGUAUGUUGUCAAGUGAAUGUACGCCGAUGAACCAAGCCAAGAACGUCUGAACGCAAAUGUGUCUCAUGGAGAUAUCUACCCACGACAUCACGUCGCUAACACGACUGUCGGACGUUUCCCACAGUCGAAACUCCUCCCCGCCCUGUCUGUCGGUUCCGCGGCCGCUUUCAAUUGAAACGUACCUUUUCUUGCUCCCACCCCGCCAACAGGGUGAUCACUGUCAUUUUCCCACUGAUCCUGCGUGCCUUGUAUUAGCGCUUACGGUGUUAGAUGCACUUCUCGGCUUCCCGGCCCUUUCUAUGAAACUUAUCUGGAAAGAUGCGCUUUUCUGCGAUUUGUUGUCGAACUGCACAGUGAACCUAGAAAGGCUAUACGUAUGUUGCAAUCUCAAUUAACACCCAUCCACCGCUUUCGGAGCCACCUGUUACGGAAUGCACGUCCGUUCCGUCGCGCGAGUUUCAUCAAUCCCUGGCACAAGUGCUGCAGAAAUGUCUCUGUCAUCUUGUCCAUUAAGCGUAUAAAAAGGCGAUAGGACAGAGAGAUCUGACAGCGUUCCCUGGACCGCGAAACCCUCCUUUGACUUAUACCUUUUGCUUUCAGCUUGAAUCACAAUGUUCAAGGCGCCUUUGGUAUCGUCACUACUUUCCUUUACUCUAGCACGGUUGGCGAGUGCUGCCACUGUGUCGACGGAUUUGACGAUUGCCAACGCGAAUCUUGCCCCUGAUGGUUUCACCAGGUCGACUGUCGUUGCCAAUGGCCAGUUUCCUGCGCCUCUCAUUUCUGCAAAUGUCGGAGAUAACCUCUUGAUCAACGUGCACGAUAAUCUCACCGACACUUCGAUGUACCGCGCUACCUCUAUUCAUUGGCAUGGCUUAUUCCAGAAAGGUACCACGGAAAUGGAUGGACCAGCCUUUGUUUCUCAGUGCCCUAUCAUUCCGGGAAACUCGUUCCUGUACAAUUUCAGCGUCCCUGGCCAAUCUGGAACGUAUUGGUACCACAGUCACUUGUCGACGCAGUACUGUGAUGGAUUACGUGGACCUUUGGUACUCUAUGAUCCGAAUGAUCCACAUGCCAGCCUUUAUGAUGUCGACGACGCGUCGACUAUAAUUGUUUUGGCCGAUUGGUAUAGAAAUGUUGCGCCGAGUCUCUUCCCUAAUCAGGGCCUCGUGGAUCCGACCCCCGAUACCACAACUAUUAAUGGUCUUGGCAGAAAUGCGAAUGGUGACGGAACAGAGCCGUUGGGCGUCGUGAGCGUUACUCAGGGUAAACGCUACCGUUUCCGUGUUGUUAGCACAAGCUGCUUCCCGUCAUACACGUUCUCCAUUGACAACCAUCCCCUGACUGUGAUCGAGGCUGAUGGUGUUGAGACCGAGCCCGUUACUGUUGACCAAUUGGUGAUCUUUGCCGCACAGCGCUACUCCGUGGUCGUUAACGCGAACCAGUCCGUUGAUAACUAUUGGAUCCGUGCUCAACCUUCGGUCGGCACGACCGGUUUCACGAAUGGAACCAACUCGGGUAUCUUGCGUUACGAUGGUGCUAGCAAUUCCGAUCCAACAUCUAUUCAGAACAUGGAGGGUACUACACUUAAUGAGGCUGAUCUUCAUCCUCUCGUCAACCCAGGAGCGCCUGGCCAACCGACUGUCGGAGGCGUUGACUUAGCACUCAAUUUGCCGAUCGGUAUUAACCUUACUACUGGUGAACAUACAGUAAAUGGCGUGACGUAUCGUCAACCAAGUGUACCUGUUCUCCUGCAAAUCCUCAGUGGAACAACGGAUCCUACCAACUUGUUGCCCACGGGUUCAGUUUACGGUCUUCCCGGAAACUCAUCAAUUGAAAUUUCGCUACCAGGUGGAUUCCCUCAUCACAUCCAUUUGCACGGCCAUACCUUCGAUGUUGUCCGAGUGGCAGGACAAAGUGACUACAACUAUGUCAACCCUCCCCGUCGCGAUGUGGUCAGCAUCGGCACGGCAAGCGAUAAUGUGACGAUUCGCUUCACCACAGACAAUGCGGGUCCCUGGAUUAUGCACUGUCACAUCGACUGGCAUUUGGAGGCCGGUCUAGCAGUCGUUUUCGCUGAAGAUACUGGCAACAUCGCAUCGCAGAAUCCAGUUAACAAUGACUGGCAACAGCUCUGCCCAGACUUCAACGCUAACAACCCCGACGCAGGCUUCCCUGGCAUUCCUUAAGUACACAAUGCGAAGGCGACCGCUACAAUGUUCGCUCUGAAGUCCCUCGUCUAAUCCAAGUAACUCUCACAUUUUAUUAUCUCGCUGUGGACAUUAUUUAUCAGGGCUUCGCUGGGGAUCUGGUAAUUAAGAAUAUGUAUACCUUUGCUUUCUUUCGUUUUCGGCUUUUGUGCCUGGACUUUCUUUAAUUAAUUGCUUUGUGGGAAUUGGCAUCUAGUUACCAUUGACUGUAAAGUUACAAAUAAUAACAAAUA
Messenger RNA from Fomitiporia mediterranea MF3/22, 3543 nucleotides. RefSeq names its product laccase (gene Fmlcc1). Gene Ontology annotation, molecular function: oxidoreductase activity; copper ion binding. Lineage: Eukaryota; Fungi; Basidiomycota; Agaricomycetes; Hymenochaetales; Hymenochaetaceae. The record is from RefSeq and is a predicted model, not a curated record. The transcript is spliced from 24 exons. The coding region runs from base 1715 to 3289 and encodes 524 amino acids.